AUGCCAGGACACAAGCACGGCCUCUGGGGCCCCCCUGCUGAGACCGGGGGAUCUGGAGAGGACAGUCAUUCUCGCUAUCGUCUGUCCUGCCCCGCCCUGCUCCCGCCCCGACGGGGGUCUUUCUACGUGGAGGCGGGUACGGGGGUCUCGGUGGGCAGCGUGCUGGCCUUCUGGUGCCGGGGGGGCUACCAGCUGGUGGGCGGCGACCGGGUCCGCUGUGAGGUCCGCAGGGGGCGGGCCGAGUGGAGCCACCACAAGCCCGUCUGUGAAGCCAUCCCGCGGCCUGAGGACCGGGGUCUGCGUGUGGCGGUGCUGGCCUCGGUGGUCAGCGGGGUGGUCAUCCUGGCCAUGUCCGUCUCCUUCCUCAUCUGCUGCCUGCAGGAGCGCCACGGGGGCCAGGGGGCCCCCCGCAGGGAGGGCAGGCGGAGGGAGAAGCGGGCGGGGUCGCGGCGGGGGGAGUGCUGGCUGGAGCGGGAGGAGGGGGAGUGGGACUCCUUCGCACCCCCCAAGAUCUUCCACCUGUCCCAGCGGGCGGACCCCCGGCUGGCCCCGGACAGCGCCCUCUACCUGACCGGGGGCCUCACGGGCUACGAGAACAGAGGCUACCACAGGAGCCAGGAGAGCCUCCUGAAGGCUCCCCUCCCCAGCCUCUACCGCUCAGAGUCCCAGCUCUACCCCCACGUGGUCCUUCAGAGGGUCCCCACCCCCACCGUCCCUACCGCCCCCUCGGCACACCUCCGGGGCCACUACCCGACCUCGGGCCCCUACCCCAACCCCGGCCCUUACCCGACCUCGGGCCCCUACCCCACUUCGGGCCCCUGGCCCACAUCGGGCCCCUACCCACACAACCCCGGGGCGGUCGGCCCCGCCUACCCGGCCUCCGUCUACCCCAACCCCAACCCCGCCGCCCAAAGGCCCUGGCAGUAA
Molecule: messenger RNA, 927 nt
Organism: Gadus chalcogrammus (walleye pollock)
Lineage: Eukaryota; Metazoa; Chordata; Actinopteri; Gadiformes; Gadidae
Exons: 7
Coding region: 1-927 (308 amino acids)
Cellular component (GO): plasma membrane
Source: RefSeq, a predicted model, not a curated record